AUGGCGCAAUCUCACCCAAGGACCAGCAGGGAGAGGAAGAACAUUGACCUCCCAGUGACCGCAGUCAGGGCUCUUCUUAACGUGGCACUGUUAAUCACUAUUCUUGUAGGUUUUUACGAGGGAAUUUCACGGCUUGCCGGAGGGGACUAUUACCUCUACUGGUUCCUCGCCCUCUUCUGCUGGCGGUACCUGCGGUUUGUUGUCAACCUGGCCGCAUUCUGGUGUUACUCACCCGCACCUAAGCCGAGCAAACCCACUUACACGCCAUCCAAGGAUGUCACGGUAGUGAUCCCCACUGUUACCACGGAUUUGGAAGCCUUCAAAAACACACUCAGGUCUUGCGCGGCCAAUGACCCAGCAAAAAUCAUUGUGGCGACUGCUGGCGAUGAGCUCUUCGUUGGGGCUUCUUCGUGUGUCGACGCAGUCAGUUCCGAGUAUCCAUACAUACAAUUUGUGGUUGAAACGGCACAAGUUCCCAGCAAAAGGGGCCAGAUAGCCCUUGCUGUGCCGCAUAUCGAGACCGACAUCACGGUUUUGCUUGACGAUCACGUCACCUUGGGGCCGCGCUAUCUCAAAUCUCUGCUCUAUCCUUUUGAGGAUCCAUCUGUGGGUUUAGUUGGCACCAACAAGCGCGUCCAGCGCAAGGAAGGUCUGAAUCUCUGGGGCCGGAUCUGGAACAUGCUCGGCGCCACCUAUCUUUGCCGACACAACUUUGAGAUUCGCGCCACCAACACGGUGGACGGCGGAGUGUUCGUUGUUUCCGGCAGAUGCUGCGCCCUACGCACUGAGAUCCUGCGGCACCACGAAUAUCUUCCCCGCUACACCAAUGAGAGAUUCUUUUUCGACAUGCUCGGCCCCCUGAGCCCGGACGAUGACAACUUCACCACUCGCUUCGCCGUCCGACACGGUUGGAAGAUCAAGAUUCAGUACACCGAAGACUGUGUAAUGCACACGACAAUCGGAGUCGACGCAUCUGCGCACAUCAAGUUCUUAGGCCAAUGCAAGCGUUGGGCGCGGACAACUUGGAGAUCCAACCUCUGCAGUCUCAUCACGGAACGUAGCGUAUGGGCAUCCCAACCGUACUGCGUCUACGCCGUCUAUCUGACGUCGCUAACCAAUUUCGCUGCCGUCACGGAUGGCCUGCUCGUCUACCUCUUCACCCGGUCCUCCGCAUACACCUCCACCGUCGUGCUGGGAGGCUUGGUAGGUUGGAUUCUCUUUACCAAGGUCGUCAAGGUGUUUGACUACUUCCGCCUAAGUUGA
Molecule: messenger RNA, 1263 nt
Organism: Chaetomium globosum CBS 148.51
Lineage: Eukaryota; Fungi; Ascomycota; Sordariomycetes; Sordariales; Chaetomiaceae
Exons: 2
Coding region: 1-1263 (420 amino acids)
Source: RefSeq, a predicted model, not a curated record